AUGUCUCACCAACCACCGCCGGAAGACGACGGCCUCGCCUAUGGCAACGACUAUUCUCAGUCUCGAGGAAGCGGUGGACAAGGUGCUUCCAAUCGAUCACUUCUGGGAGGUACCUUUCAAAAGAUCAAGUCCGAUCUAGACAGGUUUAAGACUUCUUCGUCGUCCUCCUCCUCCCAGCCGUAUGCAUCCAAUCAAGCCUACUACGCCCAGAAUCAGAAUACCGGAAACUACUCCCAGACUGGACAGUCCCCUUAUGGAGAAAAUCCAAACUAUCAUGGAAAGCCAGACAUGGUCGGAAAGCUUUUCGGCACUCUGCAAAGUACUGUCCAUAACAUCGGUACCGAUGUAGCCAGCUUGGUAGACCCCAACUAUAGGCCUUCAUCGCAGUAUGGGUCUCAACCUCCCGGGCAGACGGGCUACCCUUCCUAUGCCAGUACGCCUGGUCAACCUGCUCAACCGCCUGUGCAGAACCGUUUUGACAGCUUCGCAUCUGAGAAGCCCGGAAACGAUGUCAAGUGGUAUGUUGAUGGCUGCGGAUACUUUUGGGCCGUUAGUCAAGCACUUGAGGCAGCGAAGCAUUCUAUCUGGAUCUUGGAUUGGUGGUUGUCUCCAGAGCUGUACCUGCGUCGACCCCCAUCUCAAAACGAACAAUGGAGACUCGAUCGUACACUCCAACGAGCUGCACAACGCGGUGUCAGAGUGCACAUCAUCGUGUACAAAGAAGUGACACAGGCUUUGACUUUGUCUUCCGCGCACACCAAACACGAACUCGAGAAGUUGUCACCUAACAUCUCCGUAUUUCGCCACCCGGACCAUCUCCCUGAUUUUCAGACAGGACAGUCGUCCCUGAUAUCCUCCUUCGAAGGUCUCAAGCUUGAUGCUGCUGGUGCCUCGAGACUUGGAGCUGAAGCUCUGAAAGGCAUCUAUGGCAUCACUGACGACGUCAUUUUGUACUGGGCGCACCAUGAAAAGCUGUGCAUCAUCGACAGCAAUAUUGCUUUCUUGGGUGGUCUAGAUUUAUGCUUUGGUAGAUGGGACACCAAUCAACAUGCAAUUGCCGACGCCCAUCCUCUUAACAUCAAUGAGACUGUCUUUCCGGGUCAAGACUACAACAACGCUAGGGUCGCGGACUUUAGUGAUGUUGCCAAUCCGUUCCAGAACAAACUCGACAGGACAAAGAGCUCUAGAAUGGGUUGGUCCGAUAUCAGUUUAUGUAUCCAAGGGCCGACAGUACCAGAUCUUGGUCACCAUUUUAUUGACAGAUGGAAUUUCAUCUUCGAUGAGAAAUACAAUGACCAAAAAGACCCACGCUACUACAGAAUCAUAGAUGACUAUCCUCACGCAUCUACCGGCCUCGCACAGCGACCUCAAGCCCAACCACGUCCACAACAGCAAACCCAGAACUAUCUUCAAGCUCCCGCAACAGGCACCGCUUUCCUGCCGCCACCCGGAAGUCAACCAUACAGUCAACCAGCCUGGCAGAGCACCAGCAGACCACAUACACCGAACACAGAUCCCUACCACGUACAGAAUCAACCACAAAGCACAACAGGCUCGUAUACUGGCUAUGAUCAGGUCGCGAGCCCUCCACCACCAUCACAAACUGCAGCCGCGGGGAUCACCAGCGGAUACGGUCAAGGUCCAAGCCCUUCAUACCAGGGGACACAAGCUCAGCCCGUUGACACCACUGGUGGAUAUAGUUCUGCGCCGAGUCAAGGUUAUCAGCAGAACUACCCACCUCCACCUCCAAUACCCGCUCCACAGCCAUCUCCCGGUCCAGCCCAAGGCUCCACAGGAUAUCACCCAGCUCCCAGCCCAAGCCCGAAUCCUACUCAAACAUACUCAUCGUAUAGUCAAGCACCAACUGAGCUCUCCUCUCAUCAACCAGUCAGUCAACCCUACCAGUCACCACCCAGCCAGCCUUACCAGCCACCGGCAUAUCAACAAUCCGGGACGGAGCAAAGUCGAGGCCUUGAAGGCUAUGAAGGCGAGCAAACUCGAGGCAGUGAGAGCUACGGUUAUGGCAACGAAAACGACGGAGGAUACGGUAGUGAACGAGGUCUUGGUGGCAGAAUCGACCAAUACAAGAACGAUGGACGGAGAUUGGGCCAGGAACUCUCAUCCGUCGGCAACAUGGUAUCGGGCGGAGUUGGCGCCAGGUUCAAUCAACUGCAAGGCAAAUACAUGGGAGGCACGGACAAGUAUGGACGCCCAUACAAUCAACCUCAAGGCCCCAUGAUCUGUCAAAUGCUGAGGAGUUGCACCAAAUGGAGCAAUGGCAGUCCCCUCGAACACUCCAUCCAGAACGCUUACAUCGACGUCAUUCGGAAUAGCCAACACUUCGUCUACAUCGAGAAUCAAUUCUUUAUCACAGCUACGGGUGAGCAGCAGAAACCAGUUCAAAACCUGAUUGGUCAGGCUAUCGUCGAGCGAAUUUUACGAGCUGCCAGAAGCGGACAGAAGUAUAAGGUCAUGGUUGUCAUCCCGGCCGUGCCAGCAUUUGCGGGAGACUUACGGGCUGAUUCCUCGUUGGGUACCCGGGCUAUUAUGGAAUUCCAAUACAACAGCAUCAAUCGUGGCGGUCAUUCAAUCAUGGAGAAGAUUGCUCAGGCCGGGUACAAUCCCAUGGACUACAUCCGGUUCUACAAUCUGAGAAACUAUGAUCGUAUCAACAGCGGCAACGCUAUGAGACAAGCCGAACAGGCAAGCGGUGUAAGCUAUGAAGAUGCACGAAAGCAACAUGGUGACAUGGUGGGUGCUGGCUAUGGGACUUACGGAGGGACUGGUGCAUAUCAACCUUCGCAGGCGCCACAAUACCAACAAUAUCAAGCAGCCGCUCAGAAUGUUACGCAAUCUGCAGGCAGUCGCUGGGAUACUGUGUCGGAGUGUUACAUGCUCGGCGGUCACGACAUUCGGACUGUCCCUUGGGACGGCCCGCCCGAAGCAGAGCUUGAUGCCUUCGUCAGCGAAGAACUGUACAUCCAUACAAAGUGUCUUAUUGCGGAUGACCGUUUCGUCAUUUGUGGCUCCGCAAACUUGAACGAUCGCAGUCAACUCGGCUCGCAUGAUAGCGAAAUCGCACUAUUCAUACACGACUCUACUCCUGUACAGACAUACAUGGGCGGGCAACCGUACACAGCGAACCGCUUUGCAGCCUCUCUAAGACGACAAUUGUUCCGCAAACACCUCGGAUUGAUUCGUCCGCAAAACAUGCAGAGACCUGAUGCCAAUUUCGAACGAGUGGGUGUGCCUAAUGCAUAUGUCUGGGACACGCCGGAGGACAACAUCGUCUCCGAUCCUUUGAGCGAUACUUUCCAGAGCUUGUGGAAUAGUCGAGCACGAACGAAUACCGAUGUGUUCCGCCAGGCGUUCCGAGCAGUGCCCGACGACAACGUGACCACCUGGGAGGACUAUAAGGAGUUUUACGAAUAUUACUUUCACAACAGUGACGCGCAAGCUCAAGGAAAACCUGGCCACACUUUGCCGCCGAGGGUUGAGUAUGGCCAUGUGGUUAGAGACGAAUUCCCUGGUGGAGUUCACGAGUUGAAAGAGCUAUUAAGCCAAGUCAAAGGGACACUGGUGGAAAUGCCCUUGUGUUUCUUGCAGCACGAGGAUAUUGCUAAAGAAGGAUUGACCUUGAAUCCCUUGACGGAAGAGAUCUAUACUUGAGCAGAUAGAAGCGAUGACAUCGUAUAAUGGCUAGAAGGUGCUUGGAUGAUGUAGUGAUGACUGGAUGAUGAAUGAACUAGAUUGCAUUGUAGAUUUCAUAAGGUUGACUACCAGCCAUAUAUGGACCUGGCGGGCGGCAGACUGGACAGACAGAGAAAAAGGGGCUGCCAAAGUGUGCAGUAAUGCUUGCCCGUACAUCAGUUACGGUAGCGUGUAAAGACCACCCAUUUUCGCCUUG
Molecule: messenger RNA, 3907 nt
Organism: Exophiala viscosa
Lineage: Eukaryota; Fungi; Ascomycota; Eurotiomycetes; Chaetothyriales; Herpotrichiellaceae
Product: phospholipase D
Exons: 5
Coding region: 1-3669 (1222 amino acids)
Biological process (GO): phospholipid catabolic process
Cellular component (GO): intracellular membrane-bounded organelle
Molecular function (GO): D-type glycerophospholipase activity
Source: RefSeq, a predicted model, not a curated record